Molecule: messenger RNA, 6523 nt
Organism: Salvelinus namaycush (lake trout)
Lineage: Eukaryota; Metazoa; Chordata; Actinopteri; Salmoniformes; Salmonidae
Product: BCL-6 corepressor-like protein 1
Exons: 12
Coding region: 229-4839 (1536 amino acids)
Biological process (GO): negative regulation of transcription by RNA polymerase II
Cellular component (GO): nucleus
Molecular function (GO): protein binding; transcription corepressor activity
Source: RefSeq, a predicted model, not a curated record
UACGGUACGGACUGUCUUGACAAAACCCCCCGGACUUUCAGAACCGAAAACCGUCGAGAUUAGUGAACAGCACCCGACAAGAACGAAAGACUUGAUUCUCGCUGGAGCCGUGAUAUAUACUGUUCAUUUACACCCUGGACGAACGGCAUAGCAUCCUAUACAGAGGAAGACCUUGCUGCAGACCUGAGGUCAACUACACCUAAGAAAUGUUGUGUUAAGAAAACGCAUAUGCAGGUGGAUCCCACUCCAAUGAAUGUAGGGGAUGGAAGCACGGUGAGCCGAGAGAUCGGUGCUCCCAUUAAAGUGUCUGCGAGCAUGGUGGGGAACCCCCUUCAGACGCUGCCCCCUGAGCUCAGAGGAGAUGUGCUCCUCAGUCAGCCAAAUAAGACCACCGCAGCAACAGACUGUAAAACGCAGAUCAACGUCUGUUCAGACCCUAGCAACGUCAACCAUUGCCCAGUUGUCCAUCCCCCGCAAGAACACAACAAUGCUCCAACGUCAGGCACUCCCCUCAUUAGCUCUGACAAGAGAGCCGACAAGAAGAGAUCAGAGGUCCCUAAACCCAAGGCUGAUGGUGCUGGGGUCGUUCCCACACAUCAGUGGCCGUGUGGUACAAAGAACAGCCCUGAGGACCCAGUUAACCCAAGUCACAGCAGUGUGAUGUCCAAUAAGAAACCACAUACUCAGACCCAGCCAGUGAUUGGUCUUCCAGCUGGUUUUCAGUGCUCAACACUAUUUAAACCAGGCCAGCCUGUUGCUUUUCUUCCCUCCACUAACUUUUCAUCCCCACUCUGCAAAAUCACUCUUCCACCCGCGUUGGGUCAGAUCGCAGCAUUGCGAGAAGCCACAGGCAGCCAGUUUCAGAAGGGGAGUCAACCACAAAGCGCAGCUGCUGGCGUGGCACCACUGCUGCGGACCUAUCCAUAUCACUUCUCAGUGGGUCGAAGUCCAGCGCUUGAAAAGAAAACACCCACCGCAACACACAAACUCAAAUGUAAGUCGACGUCCAGUAGCAAGAGCUCCAAAGCUGGAGGGGAGCAGAAAUCCUCCAUCGCCUCAGUGGUGGCCUCUCCCACUAUCACUCUCCCAGCAUUAGGCUCUGCCCCACCACCCCUCUUCACAUUGUCUCCCACCGCUGCCAUCUGCUGUGGCCCUUCACUGGCCAGCAUCACCACUCAGGGCAGGCUGCUGAACCAUGUGGAGAAAGGCCCUCCGCACCGCAGUGCAGACAAGAUAUCUGUAGGCUUUCUAAAACUGAAGGCUUCGUCUGCUGCUAAGGACCAUGCGGUCACUUGCCCGACUGAAGCAAGGGACGUGCCCCUCGACCUGUCCGCCAAGUCGAAGAGGCCAAAAGCGGUCAAAGACCCUCCAAAAACAGUUGCCACCACAGAGCAUCUCCAUAACGAGGCAUGUCAGAAAGUUGCCCUCCAUCCAAAGAGGCCAUACCCAAUCCUACCCGACACCCACAGAAAUGGGGCUUAUCAAAAGCAGAGCAUCAGGCCCCUAAAUCACCAGGGUUUGGAAUCCAAAUCAUCCUGGGUCAAAGGUUGCUCUCAAGGCCCUAUUAAUAACGUCCCAGGAACCUAUGUAGGUGUGGCCAGCCCCAUACUUGCUUCCACCCUACGUAGCAAAGAUGGGAAGGGGUCCUUUGAGGACGAGUUCCAGACUUUCGCUAGACAGGAGACUAUCUCUAUCAUUGACCAAGGGGAACACCUGGCCACAAGGGGAAAGAAGGCAUUGUUCAUGACGAAGAGCAACCAGCACGUUCAUGUUAUCAAGCACCCUAACAGUACCAUCCCAGCUGUAACACAAAGCUGUCCCUUUAAGGGGGCUUUCUCCACAGCUCUGCCCGGCUCUACCAACUCACACUCUUAUCAGAAAUCUGCAAGUGUCAAAGCAGCAAUCCCAUACUCCCUCACUGUCGUCAAGCCAUUAUGGCAGCAACCACCACUUCUUCCUUACCAAGGUGCUUCUGUUCAGAGAAAGAUCAGUCAAGGGACUCCCAAAGUCAAGGGGGCCACAGGUUCAGAAGGUCCCAAAUUUCAGAGUGCCCAUCAAAGCCUGUCCAGAAUGUCCCCACUGUCCAACCUUGAGUCCAUAGUGAAGCAAAAAGCUCUAGAGACCACUGCAUUGACCGGCGAGGGAUACUGCCAUCUAUCGCCUAUGGCAUCCAGAAAGGCUGUGGUGAGCUCCCACACAAUGGGCCAGGACACAUUGUUCCGUCAGACUGCUGCCUUUGGAUGUCCACCUAUCAGAUCUGUGGAGAACAAAGAGACACUUUCCUCUAAAGGGUAUUCCACACAAGUUAUGAACAAACUUGAGAAAACGGGUGUCUCUGAGUGCAGAGAAAAGAGCUCUGAGAAACAUGUUAAACUGGGGGAGCAGGCAGGUGGAAAAGAGAUACAGGUCUUUGGAAGUAGUGGUUCAGCUAACAGAAACAGGAUGGACAGCAAAUUAGCCCAGGAGUUGGAGGGAGGAACAGUGAAGGAGGAGAGUAAGGCUACUGCUGGUCUCGAUCCCCGUGCUAAAUUGGAGGGGAUUGCCCUAUCCAUCCUCACUGGCCAGUGUGCAGGGUUAGCCGAGGUGGAGAAGAAGACCAAUGGAACUAGAGGAGAGGAGGAGUCUCCCACCAAACCAAAAGCUGCCUUCACCAAACAGAAGAAGCCCCCUAGUCCAAGGAAGCCGGCAAAGGAGAAGUCAUCACUGGACCCUUCAAAGAUGGCUGUGGUGCCAGUGAAGAAAAAGCCAGGCCAGGAGACCACUCCAGUUAAGAAAGAACCACGUCCUAAAAAGAAGAAGCCAUGUGCACCUGUACUGGAGCACAGUCUGUCGCUGGCUGUACCAUCCCCACACAGGGAGGAGGGAGAGAACACUAGCAGGGAGAAGAGCAGCCCCACUGAUAACAAGCAGACUGCUCACAACAAACCAGUAGGUUUUGAAGUAGGUUUCACAGGUAAUGGGAGUAGUCCUCUCCCCAGUCCCCAGUGCUCUGAGAUCCCAGUCUCCUUCAGCAGUCCUGGAAGAGCCAAUAAGGAGCCAGCGUGCUCAGAGAGCUCCACCCCCAGGCUGAGGAGGGGCCGACGGAGGGGUGAUGAGGCUUGGCUGGACGACUGGGGCUUCAGUCCUCCACCUUCCCCAAAUCUCCCCCACUCCCCUACAGCCCCUCCUCUCCAGCCUGCCCGCCGGCCCAGGGGCAGACCGCGCACCAACCCCCUGCCUGAGAAGGCUCCCCAGGGCAAGGCCAGACCCGCCCCCAGCACUGAGGGAGACGCCCUCAAACACAAGAAACGGUCCCGCUGCCGGAACAGGAAAUACCAGAAUGGGGAGUACAUCACUGGGAAGGACAGGGAUGGAGACGGAGAGGGGGAGGAGAGAUCUGUCACCACCAGGCAGGGCACUCAAUCUGAAUCAGAUUUGACGGCUGCCAUGUACCCACGCCUCAGUGACUCUCUGACCUGCCGUGGCGCCAGCCCAGAGCCUGAUCCCAGGAGGCCCUCGUUCACCCGCUCAGGGUCGGUGCGGCGCCCGGAGAGAGAGGCCUCCCCAGAGCCCAGCGACAAACCCUCUGGGAAGAGGAAGUUCAAGAGCAAGCACUUGAGUGACACAGAUGAGCCCAAGAAGCUCAAGACCAAACGUUGCAGCUUGGGAAAGCGCCCAGCCUCUGUGGCAACGGAUGAUGACAGCCCCGACGCUAAGAAACCAGCAGGCCUCCAGGCUACCCCUAAGUGCUCGUCCUCCCCUCCACCCAGCAAGAAGGGGACCUCAGGAAGGGGAGGGGUACCAGAGUCUCCCCCUAGCAGACCUGUUCCUCCAGAGGUUCGCCGGCUCAUUGUCAACAAGAACGCCGGGGAGACUCUGCUACAAAGAGCCGCCCGAUUGGGCUACCAGGACGUGGUGCUCUACUGUCUGGAAAAAGAUGUGCGGGAGGUCAAUCGGCGUGACAACGCAGGUUACACGGCUCUCCACGAGGCGUGCUCUCGAGGCUGGAGCCACAUCGUCCAGGUGCUGCUGAAACACGGGGCCGACGUCAACUGCAGCGCCCAGGACGGAACACGGCCCAUCCAUGACGCAGUAGCCAGUGAUAACCUACCUGAGCUGUGGAUGCUGCUGAACCACGGGGCUGACCCCACCCUGGCUACCUACUCCGGACAGACGGCGGUCAAACUGGCCCAGAGCCCUAGCAUGAAGACCUUCCUCAAAGAAUACUUCACAGACCUGGAGGGGAGAAGUGACCAGGACCCCAGUCUGCCAUGGGACUUCUACAGCAGCUCCGUGUUUGAGAAUGGCCAGGAGGCAUGCUGGGACUUCCUGCUCUCUCAGCGGGAGGAGGAGGAGGACGAGGGGAGGAAGGAGAGAGACUCUGAUAGGGACUGUCUCAUGUUUGAAUUCUCUUCGGAGCCCCUCUUACCCUGUUACCAUGUCCAAGUGUCAUUAACCCAGGGCUUUUGCAAUUGGUUCCUGUUGACGGACGUCCUGAAGCGGCUGAAGAUGUCUUCCCGGAUAUUCCGGGCGCGGUACCCGCACUUGGAGGUGGUGAGCCUGGCGCGAACAGAGAUGUGUAGGCAGGUGUCUGUCAGCCAGGUGAGCACAGCCUCCGCACAGCCUCAGGAAGAGGGAGAGGGGCCGGUGGAGCUGGUCCGCUGUGUCCCCGAGCUCCAGGGACUGCUGGGUUCCUCCAUUCACAUCCUACAGGAGGACGAGGGGGAGGAGGAGCCCCCCCUGCUCUUUCACAGCCCCUCACACAUCCCAACUGUUCCCUUACACGUCCCCAGUCUCACCCUAACCUCCCGCAAGCAGCAGAUUAAAAUUAACAAUGUUGGGAGGCUGCAGCCAUUGUAAUGGUGGUUGUGGUAUGGUAAUACCAAACAAUGUCUACGCCACAGGAGGCUGGUGGCACCUUAAUUGGGGAGGGUGGGCUCGUGAUAAAGGCUGGAGUGGAAUUCGUGGAAUGGUAUCAAAUGCAUCAAACACAUGGUUUCCAUGUGUUUAAUGCCAUUCCAUUUGCUCCGUUACCGGCCAUUAUUAUGAGCCGUCCUCCCCUCAGCAGCCUCCACUGGUCUACGCCACUGGGAAGAACACACCUCACUAAUGACCUGGGACUUCCACAUUGAGGAGAAAUGGGGGUCAAGGCAGCACCACCUUGAGGAUGGGUGUGGGUGCUCGGUGCUGGAGAGCAGAUUUCAGGUUCCAAUCUGUAGGUAUUUUUCAGGACCCAAGAAAUAUUCUGUAAAGAUCUUUUUUUAUGAUUCUGUAUGUAUAUGGUACUAUAUGUAUAUCUUGCCAUCAGAGUGAUCACAUUUGGUAUUAAUGUAUUCGUGUGGCAAGGGAUGGAUUAUGUUUAGGAUUUUAUUUUUGUGGUUUUGUUCAGUUUGUUUGUUCCUGAAGGAAAGAUAAUAUUUUUCGGUGGGAGAUAAUCCAAGGUUUUUAUCUCGGUGAACUCUUGCGUGCAGCUAAAAGGCUUACAGCCAGGCCAGCUAACAGUGGCAGGAAGGCCCCAGAGCCAGAUGGUUCCUCUGUUAAAAUGGGAGACCCAGAGACCCACAGAGAAGAGACCACGGACCCACACACACAGACACACAAUCUGCCCAGCUAACAGAACCAUAGAACCACAGUGAUCCAUUUCAACCACACAGCAUUCUCAAGUUUCUAAGUAGAUGGCCAUUCGAUUUGUGUUACUUUUCUUUUGUCUUUCAUUUUGCAGUGCACAUGAUUUCACCAAGCAUCUACCUGUAGGCUUCUUACCCCCAGAUCAUGGAUUGAUUUAGUUGAACUUGAGAAUGAAUACUUGUUUACAGAUCUCAACAGAUGGAAAGGUGUCCCUGUAGUUUUCUUCCCUCCUCCUGCUUACCAGAUGAUGGGAGUGGGAAUAGAAGUGCCACAUAGCAUCUGUGGGGAGACCAGCGUCCUCUGUUCUGACUGCCACCCUUCACUUUGCUGCAUAAGAGUGACUCACAGGAGGGAUAGGAUAGGUAUGGUUUUACUGCGCCUUGCUCAUCCCUCUGUCCUCCUCAUGGGGCUAUGGGCGAACUCCAACGUGCUAUGUGGCGUGUGUUUUAUUUACACUGUUGUUUGUGCUUAAUUUAAUAGUCAUUAAUAUAUUUGACCUCUUGUGUAUCUGACAAACAAUUUAUGAAAAAUUGCUUUGUAUGGUUGGUGCUUCAUUUGAAAUGUACAAUUCAGGAUCCCUUUAUCCUUCCUGAGAUGUUUUUUUUUCUCCCCUUAUUGCAAACAGUAUUUUAACAAGCAAAAGUACAGUUUUAUUGUACUGGUGCUAAGCUAGAAUUUGUGUUGACAAUCAAUUAAGUUUUUGUUUGAAGUUAAAACCAAUAAAUUAUAUUUAAUUAAGAUGAAGUGACAGAAAUGUAAAGAAAAAGUAUAGUUUCAUUACCUAUGAUGAAGAAAGUGGAAUACAUCUAGUCUGGAGAAGAGGACAAUGUACUGCUUGUGUGAGUGCUGUUAAAACAGGUUAACCUUCUAUUCAAUUUUUAUUUUUAAAUCAACCAGAAUAAAGCAUGAUUGUGAA